This is a messenger RNA of Daktulosphaira vitifoliae (grape phylloxera), 1463 nucleotides long. RefSeq lists its product as uncharacterized. NCBI's taxonomy places the organism in Eukaryota, Metazoa, Arthropoda, Insecta, Hemiptera, Phylloxeridae. The transcript has 6 exons. The record is from RefSeq and is a predicted model, not a curated record. Bases 176 to 682 code for a protein of 168 amino acids.
CGCGAAAUUCCAUUCUCUCAAAUAACAUUAACAGAACCAGUUGGCUCUGUCAGACAACGCUAGUAGCACCGGACACUGAAUUUAAUACAAUAGUCAACACACCCAAUAUUGUUCAACAUAGGUUCAAGAGCAAGAAAGAACGUUACAGAAAUAAAAUAGACAUUGCAAUUGUAUAAUGACUCUAGUCAAAACUUUUUGGACACCAAUUGUGGUAUAUCCUGAUGUUAAAACAGGAUGUAAAUUUGUUGCAGCUUACACUAUAGCGAUAUCAAUAUUCUUAAUGGCAUUAAUUGUUCAUAUGCAAAACGGAGGUGAAUCUACACAAAUGUAUAAUCCCUUUUUUGAAACAAACUUAAAUGAAUUAAAUUCCUAUGUUGUUUUUACACUACUUUUCUUGGCCUAUAUGAUUGGUUCAUCUUUAUUGGUGUUGAAAGGAUUAAAAAAUAAUUUGCGUGGUUUCUUAUUGCCGUGGUUGAUUGGAAUGGGAUUUGUUGUCAUAUUCCUGCUAUUGUGGUCAAUUUGGUUGCUGUACGGAUAUUACAUCUAUAUACGUAUUGUUUGUGCUGCUGUGAUCUAUUGGAUUGUGGCUGCUAUGCAGUUCUAUUGUUGGUUAUGUGUUUACACACAGUACAGAAUUAUCUAUGAAAUGCAAUCUCCAAAUAUUGAACUCCUCAUGUUUUAAUUAAAUUAUACUAUGAUCAAUUUUUAGACAUCUUAGACUAUUUUUAUUUUUUUGUAUACUGCUUUGAAUUUUCUCAAAGGAAGUUUUCUUAAACUUAUAUGUGACAUUUAUAUUCUUUUUGAUAAAUCACUUGUAUCAAGACUGCCAUUAUUUUUAAGCCUAUGAACAUUCUUUUUAUUGUUCAUUGAAUUAAUAAACUAAUUUAUUCCGUCCUAUUUUUCUCCCUAAUUGUGCCUUAAAAUAAAUUGCUUAAAGCAUUAUAAUUUAAUUAAAAAUAUUUAUUAAGUACCAUUGUAUUAAUCACUAUUGAUAUAUCUAAUAUUUAGUAUUCGUAUUAAGUUCAAAAAAUUAAAAUAUAAGUUAUUUAUUUUUUUUGUAAUAAAUUAGAGCCGUAUUUUGUAUAUGUAUGUAUUAUUUUUAUAACCUUAAUUGAAUCUUUUGAUAAAUCAAAAAUAUUAGUUUGAUUUACGUUAUAAAAAUAAACUAUUAUUACUGCUAUUAUCCUUUUUAUAAUUAAUUUAGUAAAAAAAAUGUUUAAAUGAAUAUUAUUAGAUAUAAGUGUAUCUAAAUUAUCUAUGAGUUUUAUUAAAAAAAUUAUAUAAUAUGCUUUUUACAACUAAAUAAAUUUACUAUUUAAUGUUACUUUGUUUAUUUACAAUAAUAUUACAACAUUCUUUUAAGUUGUAAUUUGUUUUUUAUAAAAUCAAAGUAGUGUUUCAGUUAUAGUAACCUUUAAUCACAUUCUGUUAAAAAAUAAAAGAACAUUUUUAUUUUAUGCUUA